Messenger RNA from Bursaphelenchus okinawaensis, 4539 nucleotides. NCBI's taxonomy places the organism in Eukaryota, Metazoa, Nematoda, Chromadorea, Rhabditida, Aphelenchoididae. The record is from the annotation of a GenBank genome assembly.
AUGAAAGAAUUUGAAGACGUAAGCUUGAAUGAUUUAAAUAAGUUUUUUUGAAGUUGUAAAAAUGUCACUUUGUAGGUCUAAAGAAUUACAAAAUUUUUUUAGCUUGUCACUGUUCAACUUAACAUAUAUCAACGAAAAGUAAAAUAUAUGAUAAACCCAUCUAUCAAUAAAAGUGCAUCGUAUGUGAACUAUUUUGUUCAACAUUGUAAAAACACUUAUGGUGGAGUUGAACAUUUGGCUGAAGUAAGUCAUUUUUAAAAACUAGAUUUACGAUUUUAUGUUUUUACUCUAGCAAAUGGUUGGUACUAACUAAUGCGGGUAUAAACUUUAAGGUGAAACUAUGUACACAAAAAUGUUAAAAACCAAAAGAUUUACAUGUAAAAAUCAGUGAAGGGUAGGCGGAAGCUUUAAGGGCCAAAAGGGUUAGGGGUGGACUUGGGUAUGGCCAAAAGGGUCAGGGGUAGGGUCAGGUAGGGUCAAACGGGUCAGGAGUAGUGUUGGGUAGGGCCAAAAAGGUCAGGGGUAUAGCUAAAAAGGUCAGGGGUAGGGUCAGGUAAGGCCAAAAAGGUCAGGGGUAGGGUCAAGUAGGGCCAAAAAGGUCAGGGGUAGGGUCGGGUAGGGCCAAAAGGGUUAGGGGUGGACUUGGGUAGGGCCAAAAGGGUCAGGGGUAGGGUCAGGUAGGGUCAAACGGGUCAGGAGUAGGGUUGGGUAAGGCCAAAAAGGUCAGGGGUAUGGCUAAAAAGGUCAGGGGUAGGGUCAGGUAGGGCCAAAAGUGUCAGGGGUAGGGUCAGGUAGGGUCAAACGGGUCAGGAGUAGGGUUGGGCUAAAAAGGUCAAGGGUAGGGUCAAGUAAGGCCAAAAAGGUCAGGGGUAGAUUCAAGUAAGGCCAAAAAGGUCAAGGAUAGGGUCAGGUAGGGCCAAAAGGGUUAGGGGUGGACUUGGGUAGGGUCAAAAGGGUCAGGGGUAGGGUCAGGUAGGGUCAAACGGGUCAGGAGUGGGGUUGGGCUAAAAAGGUCAGGGGUGGUCAGGUAGGGCCAAAAAGGUCAGGGGUAUGGCUAAAAAGGUCAGGGGUAGGGUCAGGUAACGCCAAAAAGGUCAGGGGUGGGGUCAAGUAGGGCCAAAAAGGUCAGGGGUAGGGUCGGGUAGGGCCAAAAGGGUUAGGAGUGGACUUGGGUAGGGCCAAAAGGGUCAGGGGUAGGGUCAGGUAGGGUCAAACGGGUCAGGAGUAGGGUUGGGUUAAAAAGGUCAGGGGUAGGGUCAGGUAGGGCCAAAAAGGUCAGGGGUAUGGCUAAAAAGUCAGGGGUAGGGUCAGGUAAGGCCAAAAAGGUCAGGGGUAGGGUCAAGUAGGGUCAAACGGGUCAGGAGUAGGGUUGGGCUAAAAAGGUCAGGGGUGGUCAGGUAGGGCUAAAAGGGUCAGGGGUACGGUGGGGUAACAUUUUUUUGCCAUUCCGCAAUAUAUUUUUUAUAUAAUAUUUAUUGUUCCGGAGAUGUCACUAUUCCGCCAUUCCGGAGGUGUCACUAUUCCGGCGUUCCAGAAAGUGUUCCAUUCCGGAGGUGACACAACACGAUUUUCUGUUUUCCUAAUAUUGUAUUUUAUUAAUACCAAUUUUUAAACGCCUGCACUAAUUCACAUUUAUAAGCCAAUGCACGGCUCGCCAAAAAUAGAAAAUUAGUAAAAAAUCGAUUGUAGACAUUUCGUCAACGCCACUACUGAUCCAAAAAAUAAAAAAUACGAAAAUGUUUUAGAAUAUAUUGUAAAUUACACGAUGUAUAUGUUGUAAUACAUGAUUUUACUUUCAAAUUUUGUUUAAAAUAUUAAAUAUGUUUUUCCGCGCCUCUGGGAGCAAAAGCGAUGAAAAUCCGUCAAGUUUGGACACUAAUACAGCCAAGACGCGACAAAAAAUAAAAUAGCAGCUGCAAUAACAAAAAGUCACAAAUUAUCGGAAAAGACGAUCGAUGACGAAUCUAUAUUUUGAUUGAUUUUGCGGUUUGGCGAGCCGUGCAAUGCUUUUGCCCAAUUUUUACACUUCAAGGUUGUGCUGUUAGAACAGCCAAUUGUUUAUUUAUGAAGUGCAAAAAUGUUUUUUGCGAAAAUUAAAUUUUUUUACAAUAUUAUGCAAAAUUUAAACUUUUUUUACGUCUUGGGGGCAUAAUAGAGAAAAGUCGUCAAGCGCAAGAAUAGUUAUAUUAUAAUGUUUUAAAUAUUGUUUUAGCAUAUCAACAAAGCGGUUACUAAAAACUGUCAACUACACAACGGCGAAGUUUUUAUUAAAGCAACGAAACUUUUUGGCCAACUAGAAGAGAAAUUCAACAUUACAGGAUGGAGAAAGCAAGAAAGGCAAAAAAAAAACAGUAAGUUUAAUAAUUAUACUUACAAUAAGCAAAAACGGUGAUUGUUUUUAGCCCACCCCCAGAAAAUUUUCCACAGGUAGUGUGGGGGUUGUACCCAGGGUUGGCAACAGGGCAGGGCAUAGGGCUUUUUUUGAUCGGUCACAGGGCAGGGCAUACGCUUCACACGUGCAGGGCAUGCCCUAUGCCCUGUAAAUGUCCUGCAAUGCCCGGUAAAAAAAUAAUUUUUAUUUUUUGUUUUCUAGUAAGAGAGCAUAGAGAAAGAAAGAAAGAUAAUGUUCAAACCCAGUCGAAACGCGACUGUGUAUUUAAGUUGGCGACUGUGUAUUUAAGUUUGGUAUAAAGGUUCGCCCAAGAAUCAGACAUGGGCGUUGAAAAAUUUCAAACUAUUUUAAAACCGCUCAUGUUUUGACAAAAGGUAGUACUUGGGCACAGAAAUGCAAAAAUGUUAAAAAAAAUUUAAAACUUGGGUUACGGUAGGAUUUAAACCUUUUUUGUAACUCUUGUACUAAAUGUCAGAAUAGAAUGGGACUUUUUUUAAAUUGUUUGUCACUAUAAAACAUUCAUUUUAUCUGUUGACAACUUUUCUUUAUUAUGCUCGGAAGGCAUCGAAAAAAAUUAAAAUUUGCCAAAAAAUCAUGAAAAUUUUACGAAAUUUAAAAUUCCUCAAAAAACCUCACAUGUGAUAAACUUUUGACAAUAGGAGAUAAAACUACAUGCUAUUGCGGUUUUAAUGACUCUAAUUUUGGGUUAUCCCAGCGGGGCCUGCGGGAGCUACAAAUUUUUAAAGUUGGCACCCUAAGGUCAUUUAGCAUAGAAUUUAGAUGUAAUUUGGUUCAAAAUGGUUAAAAAAGGUGCAUGGCACAUAUUGCAAGUUUUAUAAAUGUUUACAAACAAUUUCCCCCUAGGGAAAUUGCAAUUUAAAAAAAUAUUUUUUUUUUAAAUUUAAAUUUUAAAAAAAUUUUUAAAGCUUGAAAAUUAAAUGAAUAUGACAUGACUUUUGGAAAAUGACCCAUACACAGACGUCGCUACGGAUUUUCUCUGGGGAGGGAAAGGUUGAAAAAAAUUUUUUCGUGUACAGGUCCCCCCUGUGGCCCAAUUUUUCAAAAAAUUUUUUUUCGUUUUUUUUUGCGUACAGGCCUUGUAUAGGUCAAUUACCAAAAGCCAAGGCAUAUUAUUUAAUUUCCGAGCUUCAAAAAUUUUUUAAACUUAAAAUUUAAAAAAAAUUUAUUUUUUUUAAAUUACGAUUUCCCUAAGGCAAUAUAAAGGAAGUUGUUUGUAAACACUUAUAAAACUUGCAAUAUGUGCCAUGCACCUUUUUUAACCAUUUUGAAUCAAAUUACAUCCAAAUCUUAUGCUAAAUCAGCUUAGGGUGCCAUUUAAAAAUUCGUAGCUCCCGCAGGCCCCGCUGGGAUGACCCAAAAUUAGUGUCAUUAAAACCGCAACAGCAUUUAGUUAUAUCUCCUAUUGUCAAAAGUUUAUCACAUAUGAGGUUUUUUUUGAGAAAUUUAAAAAUUUCGUAAAAUUUUCAUGAUUUUUCGGCAAAUUUUAAUUUUUUUUCGGUGCCUUCCGGGCAUAAUAAAAAAAAGUUGUCUACAGAUAAAAUGAAUGUAUUAGAGUGACAAACAAUUUAAAAAAAGUCCAAUUCCAUUAUGACAUUUAGUACAAAAGUUACAAAAAAAGUUUAAAUCCUACCGUAACCCUACCGUAACCCAAAUUUUGAAAAUUUUUUUACAUUUUUGCCUUUCUAUGCCUAAGUACUAGUUUUUGUCAAAAAAUGAGCGGUUUUGAAAUAGUUUGAAAUAUUUCAUCGCCACUGUCUGAGCGAUGUUCGAUUCUUAGGCGAACCUUGUUUUAAUAUGUUGGUUGCUUCCUCUAGUAUGGGCCCAAAUAUUUUUUAAAAAUAUUUAGGAUAGCCCAUAAAGAAAAUCGUCUAUAAAAAAAUUCGCCCAUAGGUGUGCAUUACACAAAAAACAAGAGAAUUUUUUAAACAAAACUAUUUUUUAAAUGCAACUUUUUAUGCUCUUCCAUCCUAUCUAUGUCUUGUUCAAAAAGCCGAGGGAUAUUUGGUGACAUUCUCUAGUAAGCCUUAAGUUAUAUUCAAAACCACCGUGCCCCGUUUUUUAAUGUUGCAACUGUAUGAUGUGUACUUUUAGAACCGACUACUACAUUUCUCUGCCAACCUUUGUAG